This is a messenger RNA of Mugil cephalus (flathead mullet), 2778 nucleotides long. It is a transcript of the gene trip10a, whose product is annotated as thyroid hormone receptor interactor 10a. The record is from RefSeq and is a predicted model, not a curated record. Gene Ontology annotation, molecular function: protein binding. The transcript is spliced from 16 exons. Gene Ontology annotation, biological process: signal transduction. Lineage: Eukaryota; Metazoa; Chordata; Actinopteri; Mugiliformes; Mugilidae. Bases 266 to 2050 code for a protein of 594 amino acids.
ACGAAAACUAGUCUGUCCCCCGUUUCCUUCGCUAUGAAAAAUAUUUGGACAAACUAGACUAACGACAGCCAGCUCGAGUCAAUCAGUGAACUGUGAUGCUUAAUUACAAUAUUUGUUGAGGAAAUCAAAACCCGAGUAGGCGGUGGUUGCGUCGGAUUUAUCACGCAGGGAUUACUCUUCCCAGGGCCGAUCCGAGCUGUGGGGAUAACUUUGGAGAAGUUCUUUGUAUUCGGGAAAGUCAGACAGCUUGGCCAACAAGCUGAACAUGGAUUGGGGCACGGAACUCUGGGACCAAUAUGACAUCAUUGAGAAGCACACACAGUCUGGCCUGGAGUUGGUGGAGAAGUAUGUGAAAUUUGUGAAGGAGAGGACGGAGAUAGAGCAAAACUAUGCCAAACAACUGAGGAACCUUUCGAAGAAAUACAACCUAAAGCGAAGCAGCAAAGACGAGCCAGACUGCAGGUUGUCCAGCUACCAGUCGUUUCUGGACAUCUUGAACGAGAUGAACGACUACGCGGGGCAGAGGGAGCUGAUCGCUGAGAACCUGAUGAUGAACAUCUGCAUCGACCUCACCAAGUACCUGCAAGAGCUCAAGCAGGAACGGAAGACGUAUCUGAUGGAGGCCAAGAAAGCCCAGCAGAAUUUGGAGAGCACGUACAAGCAGCUCGACAGCAGUAAAAAGCGUUUUGAGAGGGAAUGGAGAGAAGCGGAGCGUGCCGCGCAGUACGCAGAGAAGACUGACCAAGACAUCAAUGCCACAAAGGCAGACGUUGAAAAGGCCAAGCAGCAGGCUCACAUGAGAGCACACGUAGCAGAGGAAUGUAAGAACGACUACGCUGCCCAGCUCCAGAAAUACAACAAGGAGCAGAACCAGUUCUAUUUCAAUGACAUGCCACUCAUUUUCAAUAAAUUACAGGAUCUGGAUGAGAGGCGAGUACGAAAGCUGGCGCAGGGCUACGUCUUGUUCUCGGACACAGAGAAGCAUGUGAUGCCCAUCAUUGGCAAGUGCCUGGAAGGCAUUACUAAAGCGGGCACUAAUGUUAACGAGAAGAAUGACUCCAUGGUUGUAAUAGAACAGAAUAAGUCGGGCUUUGAGCGUCCUGGAGAUGUGGAGUUUGAGGACUACAGUCAGGGAAUUAAUCGAGCCUCCUCUGACAGUAGCCUGGGUACGCCUAAAGGCCCCAUGGACCUUCUGGGGAAGAACAAGGGCAAAAACUUUUGGCUUUUCACCAAGAGGAGUAAGCUCUCUUCCUCCACGCUCACCCCUUUGUCCACACCACCCCCCCCUUCACCCGCUAACGGACCCCCUUCCCCCAAGUUUGGCCGGGACCCCCUGUCGUACUGUUUGAAGGAGAUCAAUAAGACAGUCAAACCCAGAAUCUCUUCCUUCCGGACACUCAGGAGAUCGAAGUUUACUCCAGAGAGGAUCAUGCCCACGGUGACAGAGGACUUCGCCCAUCUCCCUCCAGAGCAGCGCAGGAAGAGGUUACAACAGAAAUUAGAGGAAAUUUGCAAAGAGUUACAAAAAGAAGUCGACCAGAGCGAAGCGCUGGGAAAGAUGAAAGAUGUUUAUGAAAAAAAUCCUCAAAUGGGAGACCCUGCUAGUCUGGCGUCCCAAAUUGGCCAGACAUCCCAGAAUAUAGAGCGGCUCAGGGGAGAGAUGAGCAAGUAUGAGGUUUGGCUGGCUGAAGCAGGAGGUCGAGGGGACACGCUGCGCUACAAAACCCACACGUUCAACAACAACGGUGCCCUCGAUGUCCACAGCGCCGAUGGAGCCCACUCGGACGAAAGCACUCCUGAUCCCUCCCAAGCCAUUUACGCAGAGUUUGAUGAUGACUUUGAGGAUGAAGAACUGACCGCUCCUAUUGGGAACUGCACAGCCAUGUACAACUUCCCCGGUUCCAGUGAAGGAACCAUCUCUAUGCAGGAAGGGGAGGUGCUGGCCGUGGUAGAAGAGGACAAAGGGGACGGUUGGACCCGUGUGCGCAGGGACAAUGGGGAUGAAGGCUACAUACCCACAUCGUAUGUCACCAUCAACCUAAACAAAUGAUGGACACGCGACGAACGAGGGAAAAAAACAAACAAAAUAAGGUUAAACCUUCACAAAACUGUAUGCAGUUCUUCCAUCGGACCAAUCGCAAAGAAGCCACAUCACUAAUAGUCAGGGGAAUGGUGCCUGCAGUAUGCUUACAUUACUUUAUUUACUUUCCAAUAUCAUAUUUUUUUGGGGGAGGGGGGUGGUUAUAACGUCCGGCUUACCUCUUAGGAACCAUCACGGUAAAGGUGUUUGCCUCAUUCCACAGCCUAAUGAGGUAUUGGCUUCUUUACGUGGGAGGAAGAAGAGGAGGAAGAAGAGUGCUGCUGUCAUAUUUACACUGAGUUUUAACACCAGUAAUACGUAGGAUGAGAACUUACCUCACCUGUUUACCUUUUUCAGUCAAAAAAACUGACCUGCUUUGUUCCACGGAAGCCAGGCCCGUUCUUGAAAAAAACUCAAAUAUCUGAACCAUCUCGGUUCGCAUUUCCACAGAGUGUGCCACGUUCUACCGUGCGUGGACCGCUCUCCCAUCGUGGCACGUCGCAUGCAACACUUUACCGUGUAGACAAUCGCACCCAUAUCAGCAUUUACGUAAAUAUCCGACCUUUAACAGGAGCGAGGUCAUUCAGUAGCUGUUAUUUUUCUGACGGCCACAGCCUGAAGCUUGUGCUCAAAAUAAUUUAUUACAAAUGUGUAUAAAUAAAAAGUGUCAGGCUCAACAGAAGUUUAUUUGCGUGUUC